AUGGCGAAUGAAAAUAAUGUGUGUGUUUCGAAGACUCUUGAGGAAGACCAAACGAAAGGCACCGUGUGCAAGUUAUGCUUAAAACAGUUUUCACGUUAUACAUGUCCUCGAUGUAACAUACCGUACUGCUCCGUCAGCUGCUAUAAAAGUGAGGUCUUUCUGUUUACUAACUUAUACACUGUUUUGAAAGUUACAUUCAACAUAAUCGGCAGCAGAAUAAUAGCAAUUCAAGGUUUAAAUUUAAAGCUCAUUCAUCAUGCUCAGAACAAUUUUAUAAAGAAUGUUUUGUUUCUGCACUCAAAGAGCAAAGAGGAAGAUAAGGACACUGAUGCAUUAUGGGAAAGGCUAACUGAAGUAGAAAAGAAGGAAUUUGAAACAUUGAUAAAAGAUGGCGGAGUAGAAGGUAUCGUUGAUGUAUGGACACCAUGGUGGAAUGCUCAGGAUAAACAUUUAAUAGAAGAAUUGAAAUUAGAAAACAACGCUGACUCACUACAAAAUGAUGCUUCAACUUCUGAACACGAAAUACCAAAUAUAGUUGAUAAAAUACCUAAAUUAACAGAUUUAUUGAAAAGUCAAAAACCUGCUGAUUCUGUGCAAUUCAACCUCUUAGAAGUACUUUUUAUUUAUGCAUAUGUUAUUAGGUUAUACAAUGGCUCGCAUUUUGAUCUACCAGUACAAACAAUGCAGGACAUUUUACAAGUUUCUGAUGUGCUUUCAAAAAACAAGAAUUACAGCAGCACUGAAGAAGCUGUCCACAAUGCAAUGAUAAGAAUUAAUCAGGAUAAAUCAUUACAAUGCACUCAGACAUUUACAACCUCUGUGCUAUUGGAUGUCAUCAAAAUACUCUGUGGUCGAAGUAAAAAAGAUCCUCUAGUAUACAUCCUGUCUGCGUUAUCUGAUCUAUAUGCUUUAUUAUCUAUGGCAAAGAGAAAAACGGGAAAAGAUGGAAGUGAUAAACCAACACCCGGGACAGGUCAUGCUAAAAGUAUGGGACCUUCUCUACAGAAAACCUUGCUGUUUCGCUCAAAAAAGAAAGUGAUGUUUUUCCUGUCCUGGUGUGUCUCUUACCGUGAAAUAUUGAAACCAUUAGCUUUGGAAUUACAUAUGGAGUACAUUUCACUAAAAACAGAGCAAGAAGAACAGUUGCAUACACAGCAGAAGAUUGAAAGUCAUUGGGGAGGCAAACAACCUCCAAAAAAAUGCAAUAAUCUGAUUCAAGAAAUUAUAUAGUUUCCACAAAUAUGUGUACUGAUAUAUACAAAUUAAAUAAAAACAUUUGCUAA
Molecule: messenger RNA, 1283 nt
Organism: Saccoglossus kowalevskii
Lineage: Eukaryota; Metazoa; Hemichordata; Enteropneusta; Harrimaniidae
Product: zinc finger HIT domain-containing protein 2-like
Source: RefSeq, a predicted model, not a curated record